GCCGUAGCGGAUAGUGAAGAUGGCGGACGGGGAGGGAGAAAAAGAGCAGAACAAGAAAGAACGGCCCUGUAUAAUCAAAACGGAGACGUCGUUUUCUCUGGACAACUUCCACCUGACCCUUAACGAGCUGGAGAGCGAGCUUCGGCGGCAGGGACUGUCGGAAUUUUCGUCCAACGAGUACUGCAACCGCUUCUGUCAGGCACUUGUACAGUAUGCAGGUAGUCGCAACACACAGGAACAUGGUGCUGCUUUGUUGGAAGUCUAUCGGAUAUCCAUCGAGAGAUUUGCAGUUGCAAGACCAUAUCUUACCACAGACUGUGAGAAUGUGUUGUUGGUGGUCAAAAGGCUAGCCCUGAGCUGUUUUGAGCUGCUGCUUUCUCUACCUGACACUGAACUCACACGUGAAUGUUGGCUGUGCCUUCAUCAGUCACUACAGAAAGCGCAUGCAACAUUAGCAGAGUAUGGCAACAAUGACUUGCUGGCACUAUUGGAAAUUACGGGUGCAGGUGGCUCUUGGAACAAUUCUGUUCUUGUAAGAAUUCUGGCCCAGAUGCCUUACGAGCAAGAGGAAGCAAAUGCAUGGAUUUCUCAAGAAGGUCCUUCAUUUUUGGAGUUAAGAGUUAAACACCUGAUUAAGAUAGGCACCAUACCUCAGGCCGUUCUGCUGGCUAAACUCUGUUCAGAAAGUGACUUUAUCCCACAGAAGAGCAUGUUUCGCCAGACUUACAUCUCCCUUCUCUGCAGCAUGCUGCCCAGUGAAGACGUUAUCAGUGAGAUAUCGAGCAUAGAUUGUAAAGAGGUACUGGAUAUUAUUUGCAACCUGGAGGCAGAAGGUCAAGAGAAUACUGCGUUUGUACUUUGCACCACUUAUCUCACUCAACAGUUACAGAAAGAAAGCAUUUGCUUUUCAUGGGAGCUAACUCUUUUCUGGAGCAAGCUGCAAAGAAGAAUAGAUUCUUCCUUGGAUUCGUUUUUGGAACGCUGUCGUCAGUUUGGUUCCAUAGCAAAGACUGCAUAUCACUUGCUUUUCUUAGUCAAAGUAAUCCAGUCUGAGGCUGAAGAAUUGGGAUUAGCAGUAUCGAUUGAGCUUUGUGUCAGAGCUUUCCAAAUCCCUUCCCAGGAUGAUGCAGAGACUAGAAGCUCUCUUUGUAAAAUUGUAGCCUGUCUACUGUCUGAAGAUUUGGAAGUUCGUAGGGUCUGCCAGCUAACACAGUUCCUGCUUGGUCCUACACAAGAGGCUUAUGACUUACUGCAAGAACUAUACCUGAAGCCAGACCAAAAAUAUGAUGAAGAAAAUUGCAUAAUACCCAACUCAUUACGUUGCGAGUUACUUCUGGCUCUUAAAGCCCUCUGGCCAUUUGACCCUGAAUUCUGGGACUGGAAAACUCUAAAGCGGCAUUGUCAAAAGCUUCUGGGCGUGGAUCCAUCAGAUGAAUCGGAGCCUGAAGAACCAAGUGAAACAGAGCACCAUCUGCUCUCUGGUUCAAAUACACAUGUUGAUGUAAGCCAUUCGGGGGAGAGCUUUCUUUCAGAUCAGCAGCAGCAGUUGGAUUAUUAUGAAGAGGGAAGAGUAGAAAAACAGCAGCAGCAACAACAGCAGCAGCAGCAGCAGAAGAAAGAUGACUUGGCACUGAAAAAGAAGAAACCAGUUGGGACCUCUGAACGCUACCAGAGAUGGCUACAGUACAAAUUUUUGUGUGUUAUUUGCAGCAGGGAAGUUAUUGAAGCACGAAUAUUGCAUCAUUCCAAGAUGCACAUGGUGGAUGGUAUUUUUACAUGCCCAGUUUGUCUUCAGAAGUUUGAAGGCAAGCAGGCAUUCAUGCCACACCUUGCAGAACACAUUCGUAUGCCGUCCAGAAAAAAUCACCGGCCUCAGAAGAAAAAAAAGAAAAAGAAGAUUGUAAAGAAGCUGGAUGAUGACGAUGACGACGAUCUGGAUUUAGAAGAUGGUAAUCUAGAGCCAGGGGAUGUAAGACUGGAUCCUAACGCACCAGAGAACUGCCAGAAUACACUUGGCUUAGAUCCUGUACUGCAGACACUUACACCCAGAAAGCUAGACGAGAGUGACCACAUUACGUUCAGUUAUAUUGACGCCAAUUUUGAACUGAGGGACAGAGACAUUUAUCCUUGCCCUGCCACGGACUGUGUUCGCAUCUUUAAGCACUUCAAAUAUUUAAGCAUACACAUAAAGUCAGAACAUUCAGAGACUGAUGAGAACAUAAAACAUUAUAUGGAAAUGAAGGACCGUAGGCAGAAGUGUACUUUUUGCCGCAGGCAUUUCCUUACACCUUUUCACCACAGACAACACCGGCGCGUGCAUUAUGGACCUCAGCCAUACAUGUGUGUGGCAGUGGACUGUGAUGCACGCUUCAGUAGCACAAAUGAACUUGUCUCCCAUAAACAGUCACAUGGCUAUCAGCUAAGUUAUCAGUGUGAGCUGAAAGGCUGCAGUCUUAAAUUUAGUGAUCUUGGCCAACUUUACCACCAUGAAGCCCAGCACUUUAGAGAUGCUGCCUAUAACUGCAUGCAUCCCGGCUGCAAGAAAUUCUAUUUUUCCAAAAAGGAGUUUGCAAAGCACUUGUCCACUCAUGGCAUCAGUUUUACAGAUGAAGAUUUAGUUGCUGCCAGUAAAAACAAGCCAGCGCUUUUUGGACUAGUUGGUGAUUUCCCAGAGGUUGGUGCUGAAGGUAAGUCAGUGGAAAUCACGGCUCCUCAACCUGAAUCUGUUAAUGGACCAAAAUCGAUUCUUGAGGAGCUUAUAAAUGGCAUCAAAAAGGAAUCCACUGAAAUCUCACAGUUGGCUAACAGCCCUUCUUCACAGACUUCCUCAACUGGUAGUAACCUUACAGGAACACUUACAAGUGUGGCAGUUUGCUUUGACGGCAAAACAUUUACGUGUGGCUUUGAGGGUUGUGGUUUAACAUUCGCAGUAGCAAAAGACAUUCAAAAGCAUUUAAAACUUGCCCAUCCUUUGCAGUUCCGAAAGAAAGGGGAGAGUUCAAAGAACUUGUGCAGGGGAAAGAUUGCUGCUAGGAGAGUCCAACACAUGAAACCACCAAUUAUUAACCAACAGACCCUUGGUGGUCAGUCCAGUUCUUUGCCAUCUAAUGUAUCAGGCCAAGUGACUUCAUUCUCCCCUCAGAUGAACUCUGUUAAUCCCCUGUCUCCACAUCCAAGUACCAGUAAUGAGGAGUCCUUAAUGGAAAUUCUUAUUGCUCUUAGCCGACUUAGCUUGAACACCUCAAAUGCUGCUUCCACAUCUGUUCUGACAUCUCUUCCUUUCUCAGGGUCUAAUGUACAAGUUUCUUCACCUUUCUUUACUGGUGCUAGUUCCCCUGCCAAAGUAAUAGACAGAAAAACUCUUUUUAAAUCUCAUCGUAGCAACAAACCCCAGCAGCUAAGGGUCCCAGCAGUGGACGGAGGCUUAGUGUCACCCUCUUCUUUUCUCUCUCAAUUGCCUGAAGAAGAGCACAAACAACUUUCUCAGUUCUUGGUGCAACCAAACACCAAGCCAUACUUCUGUGAACUCAAAGACUGUAAGUUUAGGAGUGUGACUCGGUCGGCCCUUUUGGUGCAUUAUUUGAAGAAACACAACUUGCCUAAGGAAAAAGUGGUAGGAAUGAAAAUGUUUCAUAGCAAAUUCAGGCCUUUUAAAUGCCAUCUCUGCCCGAGGUGUUUCACCAGGAAGUCUCAACUGAGAGUGCACCUGAUGGACAAGCAUGAUUUAAGCAAGUCACUUGUUGCUCAGAUGAGUUGUUCAGAGAAAAGGAGGGCACGGGAAGAACCUAACAUGGUCGGAAAGCCAUCUGGUUGUCUUGACCUUCAGGGGAAUGCUACAGGAAAGACUGAGCAGCAACCGCCUGCAAGUGUUCAAAGUCAGGGUUCUGUCAGUAAUAAUCGGUGGCCAUGGAUAACGAAAAGCGAGUGGGAUAAUAGUAUUCAGGGAGAGGAUGAGGAGGAGGAUGAGGAAGAUGACGAGGAAGAUGAUGGAGAGGCUGAGGAGGAUGACGACGAGACUGAUGGUACUGGAAAACCAUCUAUUUCUGAAGACAAUGGAGAAGAAUCCCAUGAAGGCAGGGGAAGUCGGCGCCUGGUUGCCAAAAGCAAUCUCUGUUACAUUUUGACAAAGUACCACAAACCCUUUCAUUGUGUACACAAAGACUGUAGUUCUGCCUUUACGAAUCAGAAUGGACUUAUCCGACACCUCCAGUCAGUGCAUCGCUAUAACCGAAAUCAGCUCUCCUUGGAGGAGGACCUUCAGCAAAUUGAAGGAAACAAAAAGGAUUUGGCAAAACACAAAGGCAGACCCUGCAAGCAUAAGGCAUGUGAUAAACGUUUUCAUACUGAUGAAUCAUUGUCAGCAGAAAAUCUACAACUGCAGAAUCUGGACCAAGAUUUACCAGCCCUUAAAGCCCCUGGACUGCAGACCCCUGCCUCUGAGGAACCAAUACCUCAGUUUAGUUGCAGCUACACUAACUGCUCUGCCAGUUAUCAUCUUUAUAGUAGUUUGCUUCGCCAUAUUCGUCUCUUUCAUAAAGGCCAGUUCACCAAGCCGAAUGACCCUCGUAGCCAUCAUCGGUGUACUUUUGAUGGUUGUGCACGUGUCUUCUCCAAUGCAGAUAAUUUGAAACAGCAUAUAUUUUUCCGACACUGGGAACAUUAUGAUUCCUUUGUAUUUGGACUGAAGAAUAAGAAGGAGUCAAAUGAGAAGAAUAAUGUUCAGAACUUUCAGAAAAAGCCUCCCGAAAUUGGUGUCCCACAAACUAGGACCCCUAAAGGUGAGACACAUUCUAAGCAGUCAGUGAUACAAAUGCCCAAGGUCCGGACUUCCUCACUAGUCAUGGCAUCCAGAAGAAUCAAACGAAGACGAAAGGAAACCUUACUCUUUAGGACUCCUGAGGAAGCUUUGCAGAUGUGCCAGGACAGGUGUUUUUCAGUGGCUUUUCCAUGUAUGGUGCAAGACUGUGAGUCAGUUGUUACACUGGAGAGCAGCCUUAUUCGACACUAUAAGCGCUGCCAUGAUAUGCUGCCUAGCUACAUUGCAGGAAAAUAUAAAGAUCUUGUCAAUAAUGCAGAAAAGCUAGAGGAGAUAAUUCAGAAUAAAUCGGCUGCGUCUGCUGUUUCCUCUAAUGAAGUGUGUACAUCAGCACUUGCUGAUGGGAAAGAUGAGCAGAAAACCCUAGAAACGAGUCCUUUAGGCCCAGAAUUGCAAAUCUGCUUGUCACCCAUUAAACCCAAGCCUGACGAAGAGGUGGAUCACUUGGAUUUUGAAGGGGAUGUCCCCAGCAAUAAACUUCUCAUAGAUGCUGAUGCCUUGCUGUAUGGGGAGGUGGUAAAAAAUGGCUGCAUGAGUGAACAAGUGAAUAGGAAUGUUCAUGAACCUGAUAAAUCUAAACCUGACCCACUCAGCUCAACCCCUUCCCCGCUGUUUUACAAAAAAGAUGAAGGCUUUGUGGAUUUCGCCAACACGGGAACAGUUUCUUUCUCCACACCCUCUAGGCCUCCAUUAAAGAGAAAGAAUGAGCAGGAAGACCCAAAUUUUAGCCCUUCAAUAGAAAACCAGCAAUGCCAUCUUAGUAAUAAUCGUGGUUCCCAGCCAAAAACCUUUGAUUUGAAAGCCUACAAGCCUAUGGGGUUUGAGUCCUCAUUCCUCAAGUUCAUUCAAGAAAGUAACGACAAAGACGAGGACUAUGAGGAGACUAGUCAAUGGGACCCAUGCCUUUCAGAUGCCCAGCUAGUUACGAAACGAAAAGAUUCUUACCGCCGCGCCUGUUCUGUCAAAGAGAACAACCAGACAGGCAUGGGCCUCACACGUGGUAAAACUGCAUCUCUAGUGCAUGGCAAAUUGACAGAUUUUCAGCCCAUGCUUUCUGCUGAGGAGUCUGCUACAGUGCAGAACCUGAAGUCUAUCCUGGACAAAGCACUGACAGACUGUGGAGACCUAGCUCUCAAACAGCUUCAUUAUUUAAAACCUGUGGUGGUUCUUGAGCGGCCUAAAUUCCCCAAAUCCUUAUUAGAUCUGUUACCAACAAAAAAAACUAAUGAGUUUUGUGUGGGCAGUUCAUGAAGUCAAAGUAUUUGUGUGGUAGGGAAUUCUAUUUUCUGGACUGGGGGUGGGUGGGGGUGGAGGAGGGCGGACUCGAUUUUUGCGGAAGACGGGGAUCAGGUUCCAGAAAACAACUGUUUAUAAAUAAAGACUUGAUUCCAGUAUUUUUUUUAAUAAAACUAUGAAAAAAUUGCCAAACUGUAAACAAAUACCUUAAAUAAAUAGCAGGUAUUGGUUUCUAAAACCUAUAUUGCUGUGAUUUGUAGAAAGUAAAAUUUCAGUUUGGUUUUGUAAACCAUGGU
This is a messenger RNA of Polypterus senegalus (gray bichir), 6348 nucleotides long. It is a transcript of the gene rlf, whose product is annotated as RLF zinc finger. Gene Ontology annotation, biological process: regulation of transcription by RNA polymerase II. NCBI's taxonomy places the organism in Eukaryota, Metazoa, Chordata, Cladistia, Polypteriformes, Polypteridae. Gene Ontology annotation, cellular component: nucleus. The transcript has 8 exons. Gene Ontology annotation, molecular function: DNA binding; DNA-binding transcription factor activity, RNA polymerase II-specific. The record is from RefSeq and is a predicted model, not a curated record. Bases 20 to 6067 code for a protein of 2015 amino acids.